Cladophialophora psammophila CBS 110553 is the source of this 1059-nucleotide messenger RNA. RefSeq lists its product as uncharacterized. NCBI's taxonomy places the organism in Eukaryota, Fungi, Ascomycota, Eurotiomycetes, Chaetothyriales, Herpotrichiellaceae. The record is from RefSeq and is a predicted model, not a curated record. The coding region runs from base 1 to 1059 and encodes 352 amino acids. The transcript is spliced from 3 exons.
AUGGCUCCCAAAGCCCUCAAAGGACCUACCUUCGAUCCUGAGAAGCAUCUCAAUUACCAGCCGCCCAGCAAGAUCUGGACCAUGAAGGAGAUUGGGUUUGCUGAGAAGGGAGUGUCACCCAAUGCCGUAUCAGAGCCUUUCCCCCUUUUCACUGAAGAGGCUAUUCAGCAGAUGAGAGCUGAGGUUCUCAGCAAGCCAGUUUGGGACAACUGCAAGUACUCCAGCGAACUUGCCCACUGCCAGCUCCGAGGAUUUGCUCCCGAAUAUGCACCAUUCGUGUACGAUGCCUGGCGAAGCCCUGCGGUCCUCUCAAUUGUGUCCAAGAUCGCUGGUGUCGAGCUUGUCCCUGCCAUGGACCUUGAAAUUGCUCAUAUUAACAUCUCGGGCAACACCCAGGAACAAAUCGAAGCAGUCAAGCAGGCGUUAGAAGAGAAGUCUCAUCGAGAAGCAGACGAAGGCGUUUCUGGGUGUCCCUAUGAAGACGAUCAGCCCAUAGUCGACUGGCACACCGACAGCUAUCCUUUUGUUUGUGUUACCAUGCUCAGUGACUGCGCCAACAUGAUUGGUGGUGAGACAGCAUUGAGAACGGGCACUGGACAGAUCAUGAAAGUCCGUGGUCCUGCGAUGGGUAAUGCCAUCGUCCUUCAAGGUCGAUACAUCGAGCACCAAGCUCUGCGUGCUCUGGGAACCACGGAACGCAUCUCGAUGGUGACCUCAUUCCGGCCCAAGUCGGCAUUCAUCAAGGACGACACUGUGCUGACCACCGUGCGUCCCAUCUCAGAUCUCAGGGAGCUGUACUCGCAGUAUGCUGAAUACCGGUUUGAGAUGCUUGAGGAGCGCGUUCGAGCACACUUGAAGGAGAUCAGGGAGGGCAAGCGAGCUCGUCGCUUCGACACCAAGGCCACCAAGGCAUUCAUUAAGGAACAGAGGAGCUUUCUGGACUCGAUGCUGCAUGAGCUUGUUGAUGACGAAAUGGUCACUGCCGGUAUCUUGGACAGUGAAAGCCACUUGUUCAGCGAUGAGUUGAUUGUGAAAUAUCGCAAGAAACCCAGGCUGUAA